AAUCUUAGAAAUAUAACACAUUAAAAGGAUUAAAUUGAAACGGCACCGUAAGAGCGUAAUUUUUUCAAUAAAUUGUGUCAAACGUUUCUUGUCACCGUCGAAGGAAAGAAAAUGGCCACAACGGCGGCGUCUUUUCCGGUCGUUUUGUUCUUCCUCCUCCUCCUCACCUCUCCACCGCCGUCCCUCUCCUUCUCCUUCUCCCAAUUCAAAACCCUAUUUUCACUCGCACAUUCCCUCAUGUCUCGUGUCGCCAAUCUACGCGCCUCUCGCGGAGACUUCGCCGGCUCGCAACGGGCCAGGCACAUUGCCCAACAGCUAGAGCAAGGUCUCGGACUAAACUUCUGGGGCUCCAUGUGGUCGCUCGCGUGGGACUACGCGAAGAACUACGCUUGGAGAGACAUCUCCUAUUCAGAUCUCUACGACGCCGUUCCCGACAUGAACGAGUUGCUUAGGGCUUUCGCCGAGUUGACUGGGUUGGAAUCAGACAUGGCAAGAGCGAGUUGGGUUACGCGGAAUUACCAAUCGGUCCUGAGGGUAGCCAAUUCGUUGUUGAAGAGGCUUCUUAAAGUGUUUAGAAAAUCGGGGGCUUGGAGGAAUGUGGUGGAGACGGUUCAAGUGGAGGUGGUGGACGGUGGAUUGCUGAAGGACUGUUUGGAGCUGGGAAGUGGCGAUUUGAAAGGCAUGGUUCAGAUUCUCAAGGAUUUGGCUUUGAAUUUCUAUUCCUCCACUUCUCAACGCCGUAAUGAACUGUAAGAAUUAUUUACAGUAAUUUAGUUUUUGAAUUUCUGAUCUCUUAAUUAAUAAAGAUGGGAAGCCAUUUAAUUAGUGUUCAUGGAGUUCAGAAGAAAGAUUACAUACUUUUAAUCCAAAAACAAAAGGGGGUAGGGGUUGGGGUUGGGGUUGAAAUAAUAAAUGAGGAGAGCAUGGUGGAUGGAUGCAUAGUGUAUAAAUGAGAUAUCUUAAAUGGUCAAUAGGUUGGUGUGUUUGCAUGUUACUCCCAUUGGGGACUUACCUCUCAAUGCAUUCAAUUUCACUACCUACCUUACCUU
This is a messenger RNA of Cucurbita pepo subsp. pepo (vegetable marrow), 1049 nucleotides long. Its product is annotated as adenine phosphoribosyltransferase. NCBI's taxonomy places the organism in Eukaryota, Viridiplantae, Streptophyta, Magnoliopsida, Cucurbitales, Cucurbitaceae. The record is from RefSeq and is a predicted model, not a curated record.